This is a messenger RNA of Corythoichthys intestinalis (scribbled pipefish), 1800 nucleotides long. It is a transcript of the gene elp6, whose product is annotated as elongator acetyltransferase complex subunit 6. Lineage: Eukaryota; Metazoa; Chordata; Actinopteri; Syngnathiformes; Syngnathidae. The coding region runs from base 884 to 1702 and encodes 272 amino acids. Gene Ontology annotation, cellular component: elongator holoenzyme complex. The transcript is spliced from 7 exons. Gene Ontology annotation, biological process: tRNA wobble uridine modification. The record is from RefSeq and is a predicted model, not a curated record.
AUUUUUUUUUGUAAAGAUAUUUAUGCAAAUAAAUGCAAUAAACAUUUACGAUGUACACUCUAUUUUUUGCCUUGCGUUUUGAUUAAAAAAACAAACAAAAAAAAAACUCAUGACCAGUCAUUGACCCCAAGCAAUAUCCUGUUACGCGUUUUUUAGCUAACAUACCUUUACACCUAAAAUUCUUUUACACAUUUACUGCUAUGUAAUGAAAAAAAAAAGUGUCAGACUUUAAUGGAUAAAUCAUAAAAGUUAUAAAGGAUUCACAUGAAUGCAUUCAGAAGUUUGCGUUUGAGGCGAGAGUUCACCACUGCCAUCUGCUGACUCUUUUCAGAUUGCACAUAGCUGCUUCUGUAAUGAUAUUAUUUAUCGACAAAUAAAAUAGUGAUAUCCAGCAAAAAAUAAAGUAUACUAGAUGUCAAUGUGUAGUUUGUUUUUAAAUAUGCUUUUAAAUCUAUAUAUGUUCUCUUUUUUUAUCAUUAUUAUUUACGAAGAACAGAUAUGCUUUAUCUGUCAUUUUUUAAAAUCAUUUUUAGUAAAAUCAUGUUCAAUGAGUAACACACGAACAGAUGUAAUAAAAAGUGAGUUUAAAAAAUAUAUUUUGUAAGUGAGCGACGGGGGAAGUUACAGCCUUCCUGUUUUACGGACAUAUCUUUGGUGGCACUCUGCUACUUCCGGUUAGCUUAGAUAUUAGCAUGUUGAAUCCUCUUCUAGUCAUUAAAUUAAUGAAAAAGUUCUUUUUAUUACGACGUGAAGGCUAAACGAAUGCUUUAUGAGUGUUGGUUAAUGUGUUGUUUGGAGUUCUUUUUUUAACGAAACGCUGAGCUAGUUUGUGUAUGUUUAUGACGUGUAGUUGCAGGGUAGUUAGCCGCUAGUGUGGCUAACGAUGUUUACAGAACUCAACAGCAUCUUGAACGAGAGCCCGGAAAACUUCAGCACGGGCGAGUUUGUGCUGCUGUCCGACAGGCAGAGUGAUGCCUCCUUCCUCAUCCAUCACUUUCUGGGAUUCUACCUCAGAGCUGGCUGUCAAGUCUGUUUUGUAGGUCUGGCGCAGUCAUUGAGUCACUACAGCGCAGUCAGCCAGAGAUUGGGUGUGAGUCUGUCUCAGGCUAAAGAAAAAGGUCAGCUGGUGUUCCUGGAAGGACUCAAUGAAUCCUUGUCCAUCCUCAAUCCUGAUGGCGCCAGACCAGGAAGUCAGGCCAUGGACUUCCUCAGGAAUCCCGGGGCAGGCCUGCGAAGUCUCUUCCAAUCUGUACACUCCAGCCUCACCUCACAGGGGGCGGAGUCCGGCUCGCUCCGCCCACCCGCGCUGCUGGUGGACGACGUCAGCGUGCUGCAGAGUCUCGGCGUCAGCGUGGACUCCGUGCUGGAUUUCAGCCAUUACUGCCGAGCCCUGGUCUGCUCGCAACUGAAGGGCAACGUGGUGAUGCUGCUGCGCUGCGACGGAGAAGACGACGACGAUGAUACGGGAAGUGAGGAGAGCUCGGAGAGGUUAUUGAGAGGACUGACUCACCAAUGUAGCCUAUCGCUUAGCGUACAAGGUCUUCCAACGGGUUAUUGCCGGGACAUCCACGGUCAGUUGGAGGUAUGGGACAGAAGAAGACAAGCUGAUGGUCAGGACCAGAAGAAGACGACCUUUCAGUACAAAGUCCAUGACAAAGGAGCCUCCUUCUUCGCUCCGGGGACAUCAAGUGCCGUUCUCUAGUAUUACCAAGUCAUAUGAGAAAUGUACUCUGUUGCUUCAUCAUUUUUACAAUGUGUCUUAUUGUAAUUUUAUUGAGUUUAUUUGAAAUAUAAAUAAAA